GUGGGCUCUAACAAUCGCAGCUGCACAAACAGUAGGUCGUGUUCUGGGUGAUCACAAGUAAGGACUGAAGCCAGGGCAGCUUGGCCACUUUGAAGGGGGACACGACACCAAGACUGUCAGUUUCAUCGUAAAAGAGCACGUAGGCAGUGAAGGUGUACAAUAUGUUCGACUGCUACGGACUCGUGAAUCGAGCUGCAAAUAAGCCAGUUCCUCUGAAGAGUAUUUCAGUCGAUGUGGAAUUUAAAGGCUUUGUUGCAGAUGUUGUAUCAACACUGGUGUACAAGAAUGAGGAAGAAAAUCCAAUCGAAACGUUGUUUGCUUUUCCAAUGGAUAGUGAUGCUGCCGUGUACAAGUUCGAAGCCACUGUAGAUGGCAAAACAAUUGUGGCAGAAGUUAAGGAGAAGCAGGAGGCUCGGGACACUUAUGAUGAUGCUAUUAGCAGUGGGCAAGAAGCUUUCCUGCUGGAGCAGGAUGAAAGUUCCUCAGAUGUUUUUACCUGCACUGUUGGGAACAUUCCUCCUAAACAGGAAGCUACAGUUGGUUUCGCCUUCGUUAUGGAGUUACAGCUAGAGGCAGAUGAUGCUGUUCGCUUUGUCCUGCCUGCAGUUCUCAAUCCCAGAUACACCCCAGCAGAUUUUGAACAUGGUCAAGUAACUCAACAAGUGCCAAGAGUUCCAGUGAGUGAAGUACCAUAUACAUUGGAGCUGAAUGCCAGUAUUCAGUAUCCAUAUGGGAUAAUUAAAGUGGACUCCAACUCCACCAUCACCCCUCUGCAAUACCUUACAUCAGAUAAGACUUCAGCCAAGCUCUCAUUGGACCAUGGACACCAGUUUAACAAAGAUGUGGAACUCUUGAUUUACUACAGUGAUGUACACAAACCAAGCAUUUGUCUGGAGUCAGGGAUUGAGACGGCAAAAACAGGCACAUUGAUGGGAGAUGCUGUACUGAUGCUGAAUUUCUGCCCAAGCUUCCCAGAAAACACUUCUCAGUCCAACAAGGGGGAAUUCAUCUUUCUUGUUGACCGUUCUGGUAGUAUGGGUUCUCCAAUGAGUAAAGAGUCAAAAUCCCCACAGCGGAUCAGCAGUGCUAAGGAAACUUUACUCUUUCUCUUGAAGAGUCUGCCACUUGGCUGCUAUUUCAACAUCUAUGGAUUUGGUUCCUAUUUUAAGUCUUUCUUUCCGGAAAGUAACAGGUAUACCCAGGAUUCCAUGGAGAAGGCCCUAAAGGAGGUUGAAUCAAUGGAUGCCAGUUUUGGUGGCACUGAAAUCCUUCAGCCUCUUGAAGAUAUAUACAAGAAGGCCUGUAUACCUGGAUAUCCUAGGCAGCUGUUUGUUUUCACUGACGGUGAAGUUGGCAACACAAUACAAGUUAUUUCAUUGGUGAAGAGAAAUGCUGGUACACACAGGUAUGCUGUUACAUCUCCAGUUUAUGUAACCAUGUAG
This is a messenger RNA of Protopterus annectens (West African lungfish), 1442 nucleotides long. Its product is annotated as von Willebrand factor A domain-containing protein 5A-like. Bases 162 to 1442 code for a protein of 426 amino acids. The transcript has 10 exons. The record is from RefSeq and is a predicted model, not a curated record. NCBI's taxonomy places the organism in Eukaryota, Metazoa, Chordata, Ceratodontiformes, Protopteridae.